ACUCCCCGACUGACAGCUCUCACAGCCAAUGGCAGCCCGGUGCGCUCAGCGGGGCGGGAGCGGCGGGGAAGGUUGGACCAAUAAGCAGCAGGGGGCGGGGCCAUAAAGCCGGACGUGGCGGCGGAACGGGCACGUGAAGAGUGGCGGAACCAUGGCCCGGGGACCGGGACGGGGACAGAAAGCGGCCCGGCGACCGCGACAAAAGCUGGGAUCGGGACCGAAACACGGGCAGAGACCGGGAUCGGGACCGAAACAGGGCCGGGGACCAGGACCGGGACCAGGAAAGGGACAGAAAGCGGGACCGGGGCCGGGACAGGGACGGAAAGCGGGACCGGGACAGAAAGCGGGACCGAGAUCGGAACGUGGACCGGCCGAGCCGCUGCGCAGCAGGAAGGAGAAGAAGGACAACAUGAAGCCCAAACACCCCGAGGAGCAGGAGAUCCCGUUCCGCCUGCGGGAGCUGAUGCGGAGCCGCGAGGCCCUGAAGCGCCCGGAGCCCGGCAGGAGGCAGGCGGCAGAGAAGAAGCAGCAGCAGAAGGGCCGGGGCCCCGAGGCUGCCGGGGACGUCCCCGUGCCCAGGUUCCGGAGGGGCAGGGGGGAGUCGGAGCGCUCCUACGUGUGCCGCAUGGAGCAGGAGGUGCGGCGCGUCCUCUUCCUGGCCGAGAACCGGCUGCAGCGGGAGCCUGAGAAGGACGCCACGGCUCCGGAGAAGUCCAGAAGGAAAAAAGAGUUUCAGAAAAGGAAGCUGGAAAAAGCUCGGAAGAAGAAGGAGGAGAGGAAGGAGGCCAUGCUGGAGAAGAGCCUCUUGCAAGACACCGUGCCCUUCGGAGAGGUGGUGACACAGCCCCCCACCAUCACCUCACGGCCCAGGGGCCACGGUCCCGCCGAGCAGGCCGGACAGAAGCAGCUCCUCCUGACGCCUCGCCUGGGACAGAGCCAGGCGUCCCCCGCGUCCCCCGUGUCCCCGGUGAUGUCGAUGGCUCGCCGGCGCAUCCUGGAGGAGGAGCGGGCCCGCGUCGUCCGCGCCUACCGGGACCUCCAGAGGCGCAAACAGCUGGAGCGGGAGCGCGCGCGGGCCGGGCCGGGCUGAGCACCCUGGGACGCCAGGGGGACACCGUGCUCCUGUGUCACUGCCGGGACUCCAGGGGGACACUGUGCUCCUGUGUCACUGCCGGGACUCCAGGGGGACACUGUGCUCCUGUGUCACUGCUGGGACUCCGGGGGGACGCUGUGCUCCUGUGUCACUGCUGAGCCCAGGGAUUCCCACAGCUGGGACUCCGGGGGGACAUUGUCCUGGUGCCCCUGUGUCACUGCUGAGCCCAGGGCUUCCACCCUGCCCGGCUCAGCCCUGGAGCGGGUCCCGGCGGUGCCGUGGGUUGUUUGGAGUAAAAGGUGCCGGUGGUG
Molecule: messenger RNA, 1404 nt
Organism: Motacilla alba alba
Lineage: Eukaryota; Metazoa; Chordata; Aves; Passeriformes; Motacillidae
Gene: CCDC137
Product: coiled-coil domain containing 137
Exons: 6
Coding region: 152-1090 (312 amino acids)
Source: RefSeq, a predicted model, not a curated record